Ogataea polymorpha is the source of this 3362-nucleotide messenger RNA. RefSeq lists its product as uncharacterized. Gene Ontology annotation, cellular component: Golgi membrane; cytosol. Gene Ontology annotation, biological process: endoplasmic reticulum to Golgi vesicle-mediated transport; intracellular protein transport. The coding region runs from base 9 to 1970 and encodes 653 amino acids. Lineage: Eukaryota; Fungi; Ascomycota; Pichiomycetes; Pichiales; Pichiaceae. Gene Ontology annotation, molecular function: syntaxin binding. The record is from RefSeq and is a predicted model, not a curated record. The transcript has a single exon.
AACAAACCAUGUCUUUGGAAGCGGUCCCCACCAGUCUCCGAGAGAGACAGAUUGCGAACCUCAAGCGCAUGCUCCACUUGAACGUGAGGUCCGACAUCGACCUGGUGUCGUCUACCAAUGAGGAGGAGCUUGUUUGGAAGGUUCUGGUGCUGGACCAGAGGUCGACGGCAAUUGUCUCGUCGGUGCUGAGAGUCAACGAUUUGCUGGAGUACGGCAUUACGAUGCACUCACUAAUUACACAGAAGCGGGUGGCGUUGCCCGACGUGCCGGUGAUCUACUUUGUGGAGCCGACUGCCGAGAAUAUUGCCCGAAUCAUUAGCGAUCUCGAAAAUGAGCACUAUGCAGAUUACUACGUCAAUUUCACCUCCAGUCUGAGCCGGUCGCUGCUGGAAGAGUUUGCAAAAAAGGUGGCCUUGAGCGGAAAAGCUGGCAGAAUCAAACAGGUGUUCGACCAGUACCUGGACUUUGUGGUCACCGAGCCAAAUCUGUUUUCGCUGGAUUUGCCCAACGUGUACUCCCAAUUCAACAACCCAAAGACAACUGAGUCCGACAUUACCUCCAUAGCGGACAGAAUUGCUAACGGGCUGUUUGCGGCCGUUCUGACAAUGGGCUCGGUGCCUAUCAUCAGAUCCAAUAGAGGCGGCCCCGCAGAGCUUGUUGCGCAGCGACUGGACCAGAAACUGCGAGACCACGUGAUAAACACCCGCCAAGGCGCGUCCACCUCGUUGCAGCACUCCACCGCAGAUAGAAUGGUGCUGGUUCUGUUGGACAGAAACAUAGACCUGGCCUCCAUGUUUGCGCACUCCUGGAUUUACCAGUGCAUGGUAAGCGACGUGUUCAAGCUAGACAGGAACACUAUUGAAAUUAGAAGAACUCUUGCCGGAGAUAAGACCGAGAUCAAGCGCUUGGACAUCGAUCCAAAGGAUUUCUUCUGGAACGAGAACGCCUCGCUUCCGUUCCCUGAUGCCGUCGAGAACGUCGAAAGCGAGCUCUCUAAAUACACCAAGGAGGCCCGCGAGAUCACAGCCAAGACAGGGUACUCGUCCAUUAAGGAGAUCGACCCGUCUGACCAGAGAGACACUCUGCACAUUCAAGAAGCGAUCAAGGCGCUUCCGGAGCUGACACAGCGCAAAAAUAUCAUUGAUAUGCAUAUGACAGUGCUCACCGAACUGAUCAAGGAGCUCGAUUCGAAGAAUCUGGAUGCCUUCUUCGAGGUUGAGCAGAACGUGGGCAAUCCAGCCACGCAAAAACGGUUCCUGGAGCUUCUCAAAGCACAGACGAAAAGUGACAAUCAUGAGGACAAGCUGCGAACCUACAUCAUGCUCACCUUGACUUCAGACCUUCCCAAAUCGUUCUGUGACGAAUGUGAGAAGGCAUUGACUGAACUACAUUGUGACCUAACUCCUCUCAAGUACAUCAAGCAGGUCAAGGAGCUUACAAAGCUGUCAUCGAUGAACCUCAGUGAGGCUUAUCUGAACACGGAUUCCUCGGCAAGCAGCGGUAAUAAAGGCGCCCUGUUUAGUAAUUUGUCGUCUAAACUAAUGGGUUUGACAGAAGGAUCGUCCAAGCUGAGCGAGGGAUUUGGAAGCCUGAUUUCGGGACUCAAAAAUCUGCUACCAGAAAAGAAAAAUCUUCCGGUGACCAACAUAGUCGAAUCCAUCAUGAACCCGGUCAAUGCGAACCAGGAAUCACUUAAAAUGACCGACGACUAUCUGUAUUUUGACCCUAAUCUCACCAGAGGCUCGCACUCAAAGCCUCCAAAAAGAUCUAGCUACAACGAGGCCAUGGUGUUCAUUGUUGGCGGUUGCAACUACCUUGAAUAUUCCAACUUGCAAGACUGGUGCAACCGCGUGAAUGAAACCGCAGGGGUCUCCGGGGCACCACAGAAACUGGUGUGCUACGGGUCUACAGAAAUCGUCACGGCAGAAAAGUUCUUGAAAGAGUGCUCAGAGCUGGGCAAGCAGCUCUAACCCUAUAGAUAUCCCUUGGAGUCCUCCAAGACUUUAGUGCUGCGUCUAGCGUCCAAAAAUAGCACCUGGCACUCUUCAAUCUCGUCAACGGUGAUCUCGUUGCGGCCAUUCACCUUGGCAAGAAUUCCUGCUGGAGAAAGAAGCUGCAGCACGUAUCUUAGCGAGGUGGACAUGGCAAUCUGUGCAAGUUUGUCCAGGGCCUGAGGCGUCAGCAGGAGAGACUCAAUUUUAGCACGCUUCAUCACAAUAGUUCUGAUCUCCUCGAGGUUGUAUGGCAAAGUCUUGACAAUGAGCAGUCUGUCAAUCAGGUCGGCAGGCAGACCAUGUGGUGAUUUAUAAUCUUCUGUACCUCUAACAGUGGUCAUUCCCUUGUUCGAAGCCAGAAUCACAAUUGGAGCAAUAGAAGACUCCAAAGCUCUGUUUAAAAACGUAAAGCACUCAAUGUCCAACAUGUUGACCUCAUCAAUAAAUAGCACACCAGGAACCAGCUCGGCAACUCCCUGGUCGAUGUACUUCGAAACAACCUUGUUGACUUCUGUCCUCAGCUUCUCUGUGAUUUCUGUCUUGCGUGGUUUGAGCAGUUGGCCCAUCAUGGACAGAAUGUCCUGUCCUCCCUGUGGUCUAGCGUUGGCAAUAUCCAGAUCGUGCAAAGUCACGUCCUGAACGAUCUCCUUCUUCUUGUGAACAUCUCCCUUCGGAAGAGGCACGUACUCCUCGGCCUCCAGGUCGAACUCAGUGGCGUACGCGUCCGAUCUGCCCACUCUUUUCACCGAUCCCGUGUUUGCCUCGAUGUAAAUCACGUCUCCGAUGCUUACGCGCUCUUUUUGGAUCGACUCGUAGAUGGAUGGGUCCAGCUUCAACGACUUGGUUCCCUUGGACGUUUUCAGCCCCACAAUCACGUGGUUGAUGGUCUUCCCGUAGCCUCCCAAUGGGUUCUCGGCCUCCUCUGGAGUCAGAUCAAUCACUUCUCCCUCGUACACUUCCUUGGUCUCUUUGAUUCUCAGUCCGAUGGCCUUUCUGAAAUUUUCCAUCAGCGCCUCUGUUUUCUUCACCUCUGCGGAGAACAACUCUGAACCAACAAUAGGACAGAAUGGCACCUUCGGACCCAGUUCUUGAGAAAUGGCCAAUGCCAGCGCAGUCUUUCCCGUUCCCGGGCCGCCAGCAAGCAGAAUCGCCUUUCCGCUCAUCUUCUUCGACUUGAUCAUGUCCACAAUGAUGCCGCACGCCUCUCUGGCCUCGCUCUGUCCAACAAACCCUCCGUCGAUCUUCUUUGCCGCUCCGUAUUCGUCGAGCCCAAGACCCUUGAUGUGUGUGUGUGUGGCAGUUCUAUGCUCUCUGCCGUGGCCUCCUUCCUUCACCUCGUUGAUUUCCACCAUUUUCAAUUGACUAAGA